AUGGUCGAGUCAACACAUCUAUACGACGUGCUCGGCGUGGCGCCGGACGCUUCAUCAGCCGACAUCAAAAAGGCCUACCGCAAACAGUCGCUCGCCAACCAUCCCGACAAGAACCCGGAGAUCGAUCCUGCAGUAGCUAACGAAAAGUUCGCCGAGAUCAAUCACGCCUACGAGACACUUGCUGAUCCAGACUCGCGCGCAGCCUAUGAUCGAUAUGGCGACGACGGUCCGGGCGGGCCAGGUGGAGCAGGUGGUAUGCCACCAGACAUGGACGACUUUUUGGCGAGCAUGUUCGGCGGAGGUAUGGGCAUGGGUGGAAUGCCAGGUAUGGGAGGUAUGCCGCGUGGUCGACGUCCUCGUCGUACAAAGGGCGAAGAUGCGGUCAUCGAGUACGCCGUCACCUUGGCAGAUCUGUACAAGGGCAAGACUGCCCACUUCAACCUCACCAAGAACGUCAUCUGCACACAGUGCCAGGGCUCUGGUGCCAAGCCAGGGCUUACCGAGAAGGAGUGCGUCAAAUGCUCCGGUAAAGGAUCACUGCUUCAGCAGCGAAGUAUGGGCAACGGAAUGAUCGCCCAGUCGUACGUCGAGUGCACAGAUUGCCACGGCGAGGGAAAGAAGGUGCGCGACAAGGACCGCUGCAAAAAGUGCAAGGGCGAAAAGACCACCAAGACGAAAGCAAAGCUCGACGUCGAGAUCGAAAGGGGCAUGAUCGACGGUCAGCGUAUUGUGUUCAAAGAAGCAGCGGACCAGGAGCCGGGCGUCAAAGCAGGCGAUAUCUUGAUCGAGCUGAAGAUGCAAAAGGACGAGGCAUUCGAGGUUAAAGGUCUCGAUCUUAUGACGACGGUCAGAUUGACGUUGGUCGAAGCGUUGCUCGGAUUCUCACGGACGGUGUUGACGCAUCUGGACGGUAGACACAUCAAAGUGACACGAUCAAAGAUCACAAGGCCAGGAGACGUGGACGUGAUCAAGGGCGAAGGAAUGCCACAGUAUCGCGAUCGCAACCAGACCAAAGGAGACCUUUACAUCCGAUGGGAGGUCGACUUCCCCACCGAUGCGCAACUCGCCUCCGACCCAGCCAUCCGACAAGCGCUGCAAUCUGCGCUACCGCCUGCCAGACCCGAUCUGGACACGACAUCGGAAACGAUCGAGGACCAGUGCGAGCCAGUCCCAGCGAAAGCAGAGCAGUUUGGAAGCAACCGUGCUCGUAUCCCGGGACAAGGACAGACGGACGAGGACGGAUGGGAGGACUACGACGACAUGGGCGGCGGUCAAGGUCCUGGAAUGCAGUGUGCUCCGCAGUAG
Molecule: messenger RNA, 1305 nt
Organism: Pseudozyma hubeiensis SY62
Lineage: Eukaryota; Fungi; Basidiomycota; Ustilaginomycetes; Ustilaginales; Ustilaginaceae
Product: chaperone regulator
Exons: 1
Coding region: 1-1305 (434 amino acids)
Biological process (GO): protein refolding; response to heat
Cellular component (GO): cytosol; nucleus; cytoplasm
Molecular function (GO): Hsp70 protein binding; ATP binding
Source: RefSeq, a predicted model, not a curated record